AUGGGCGAGCAUAAUCUUCUUAAUCCCGGGUUUGUGGGACCUUUGGUAAACAUCCACACUGGAGACACUUUUUACUUUCCGAAUUUCAGAGCCUCGGGGGGACAACUGGCGGGGCUACCGUCUCUCCCCUACCCGAGAAGGGACAAUGUUUGCUCCCUCCCGUGGAACCCAUCGGAGCCGUGCAAUGGAUACUCUCAAUCCUACUUUAGCAGCCCCGUAUCUAUUAACCCUUCUUUCAACCGGUCGUGUGAAAUUACUCGACCGGAGGAGGGUAAAUGUUAUUAUAGCAACGGCAGCGCAAGCAACAGAGAGAGCUGUUCCGGUGGUGGCGGGAGCAGCCUAAAACGAGAGGAUAGGGCGAGGGACACAUCAUCAUCCAUAACAUCUGAUCACGGUAUGCACACUGGCAUGGGCAGCAACAACAGUGGUGCCUUUUCCAAGUAUGAUUAUGGGACCGAGCAACUCACUCAAGACCCGCAGUCCUGCCUAUCUCUGGAAUCCGAUUCCAACUCCUCGCUUCUAAACGAGGGCAGCAAACCGUCCUCCAGCGACCCUCAGACCCUGGUGUCACCGGGAAACCACACCGUCCACUCGGGCAACAUAACUGCAGGCGGAGGUGCCCCGUGGUAUCCGAUGCACAGCCGGACCCGAAAGAAACGCAAGCCCUACUCCAAGCUCCAACUGGCCGAAUUGGAGGGCGAGUUCAUGCUGAAUGAAUUCAUCACCAGACAGCGGCGGAGGGAGCUCUCUGACCGCCUCAACCUCAGCGACCAACAGGUUAAAAUCUGGUUCCAGAACCGGCGUAUGAAGAAGAAGAGACUGAUGAUGAGGGAGCAAGCUUUGUCCUUCUUUUAGAAUUAGCAGAGAUGCAGCAGCAUACGGAGAAUCGAUUGAUGGGCAGUAUUUCUCCUGUCUGCAAUUGCUAUAAAUGCAUGCAAGCACCUAGCCUACUCUCACUCCAUCUCUAUCACACAGGAGGUACAAAAGGAUCAGGGAGGUAUUUGAGGUGUAGGUCCCAAAGAAAACGACCAAGUGAUACUGCUGCCAUAACUUAGAAUCUCUGCAGAGUUGUGCCAGAUAGUACUUCCUGUAUAGUGUUAUGGUAAACCACUUAUACAGACGUUUAUACACUUGUGAGAUGAUAUUCUUGCGUCCCCCGCCGGAUAGGCCUAAAGGAUAGAAUUAGUGCAUGGUGUCCUAGACUCUGGUAAGUUCCCAAGCCCUUAAAAAUGAAUAAUUGAUUCUGAUAAAUUACUUAUAACCGCGUAAUAGUCAUAUGGCCAGUGAAUAUGAAUUUGAAAACUAAAUGAACUAAAUGAAAAGCAAUGUAGCCUAAUAAGCAAAUGAGGCCAGAGUGAGAGAUUAACCCGUAAUCAAACCAAUUCUCCAAUGUAGACCUAACUGAAUCAUCUUUAGGCGCAUUCAUUGUCACUGACAGUGUAGAUUGGUUAAGAUGGAGGACAUUUCCAGUUGUUUAAUAUCUCCCAAAGUUCACUUGUAAGUGAUGCGAAAUACAAUACCCUUAUCUACUUUUCGUGGUCUCCGCCACGUGUUUGGGCACGGAGUCAGACUCCAAGACGCACAUCAGAGGAUCUUAGAGAUAGCUAAAACUCUAAAUCCAUGCCAGCCUCUUUAUGAAUGCAGCGCAUUGAACUAUUAUUUUCCAUGAAUUCGUUCAUGUGCUGACAACUUUUUCUAAAUAGUUUCCUUUUUUUAUCGCCUCUCUCCUCAUCUCCCCCUCUGAGCCAACCGCCUCUCAUAACAUUGGUGUUCACUCUUAGAAAAAAAGGAUCCAAAAGGGUUAUUCGGCUGGUCCCCAUAGUAUAGGGGACUGGAAAAGUCUCAACGGGUCCUUAGGACGUCCCAACUCUGACGUCACCCCAUUGAAGUUGAAAUUUAAAACGGUUAAGAUAGGGUUUAAGGUUAGAGUUAGGGUUUGGUAAGAGUUAUGAUUGAGGUAAGGGUAACCUUUUACUGCAGUGGGCUAAAUCAGGGUCACACACAGUGUUUCGUGGUAGUCUUAAACAAAUCUGCUUUGAAACAAAAGUAUACACCACACACAUGGAUUUUUUUGUGCUUAAAUGUAACCUUUAUUUAACUAGUCAAGUCAGUUAAGAACAAAUUCUUAUUUAGAAUAACGACCUACACCGAUCAAACCCGGUUGUGAUACAGCCUGGAUUCGAACCAGGAUGUCUGUAGUAACACCUCAAGCACUGAGAUGCAGUGCCUUAGACCGCUGCGCCACUCGGGGGCCCAAUGGGCUUACAAAAAGAAGACACGUGUACCAUGUCAGAUAAAGAGUUUAAAUAUAUUACAUUUUUGGUUUCCUAAUAUUACACUUUAUAUAAAUCACAGAAGACUGAAAUAUAACAAAACCGUUUGACGUAGAAACACCGGAUUUUGGGCGUUUUUUUAAUGAAUAAUGCUAAUUAAUUAUGAACUUAUUAAAAAUAAUAAUUACAUUCCACCCAUGAGGCUACUAGGUCAUUUGACUGCAGGGAAGCUUAUGGUUAGGGUAUAGGGUAGGAUUCCAGGUAGAACCAUUUUUUGUUCCGUGUCGAACCCUUUUGGGCUCCAUGUAGAACCGUCUGUGGAAUGGAACCCAGGUGGAAUUGAAAGUGUUGUACUUGGAACCAAAAUGGGUUUUUCAAAGGGUUCUCCUAUGGGGACAGGCGAAUAACCCUUUUACCUUCUAGACAGCAGCUUUUUUGCUAAGAGUGUUGGAUCAGAACAUAUGAGGUUGCUGUUUAAGCGAGGUUUUGUGUUGGCUGCUAUCAAAGAAAGAUAGUUCUCAUAGCUGUGCUGACAAUUAUUAUUAAAUUAGUAUUCCACAAGACAGUUGCUGGAUUUCCUUAUGGUAAUAACAAACUGAGGCGCAUGUGUUCUAUGUAUAAAUGCAAAUCCCAUAUACACUCAAUAAGCGUUGUGUACCUGAUAACGGUUACUGAUAGAAAAGCGCACAUUUGAAAUAGGCAUAAUUGAAGGUAGAUAUAAACUUGAGUGAAAAAUAAGCAUUGUGGAAAGAAUUAUCGUAUUAUAAACAUACAUGAGAUACACAAUCUAAACGCAGUGUGUUCUCCUUUAACAUCUGGACAGCACACUGUAUUAUAUUGAAUGGAUUAAAACCUAUAAAUGGCGCUGAAAGAUACUUGCAGCAUGUUAGUGAUUAUGUGAAAUAUAACAAAUGGUUAAUAGAUAAACGAUUUCUCUGGCCCUAUGAACUUUCAAAGUAGAAACGACUGAAAGAUUUAAAGAAAUGUCGUUGCAUUUUAAGGCAAGUAAGUAUGAAACCUUUAUUAUGAAAGUAUUUAUGCUUAUUAUUAUUAUAUUAUUAUUAUAGUAUUGGUCGGAGUUGCUGACUAUUAUUUGUUCUGUGCUUGCUAUUCGCUAUGUUCUAUGUCUCUUACCUCAUAACGUGUAUCAAAUUGUAAAAGUAUGGAAAUUAUGUGAUAUGAUGCUAUUUACAUCCUAUUUGAGGAUACCUUAUCUCAAUGUAAUAGUGUCUUCUGUUAACGUUCCGUUAUUUCGUCCUGUAGAUUUCAAUCUCGCAUUCCAUUAUUUGCGGUUGUAAGGGGAUAUGAAAUGACGUGGUUAUAUAAAAUGAUAUGGUACUAUUUACAUGCUAUUUCAGGAUACCCUGUCCUCAGUGUAACCGUGUUUUAUGUUAUUGUUCUCUUGUACAAUAUUGCAUUCCCUUAUUUGCGCUUGUGAGGGCUGCGUAAAACCUUUUAUUGUAUAAAAGUAAUAAUGACAUGAAUGUAUCUAUG
Salvelinus fontinalis (brook trout) is the source of this 3767-nucleotide messenger RNA. Its product is annotated as homeobox protein Hox-C12a. The record is from RefSeq and is a predicted model, not a curated record. NCBI's taxonomy places the organism in Eukaryota, Metazoa, Chordata, Actinopteri, Salmoniformes, Salmonidae. Gene Ontology annotation, biological process: regulation of DNA-templated transcription. The transcript is spliced from 2 exons. The coding region runs from base 1 to 855 and encodes 284 amino acids. Gene Ontology annotation, molecular function: DNA-binding transcription factor activity, RNA polymerase II-specific; sequence-specific double-stranded DNA binding.